AUGCAAAUUCUGCCGUAUCAUUUCGAAGGAGAAGUUGUCCGUGGAUUCGGACGUGGUGGAAAAGAGCUCGGAUGUCCGACAGCCAAUAUGGAUGACACAGUUAUCGAGAAUCUUCCAGAAGGACUCAAAGUCGGAGUAUAUUACGGAAAAGCGACAUUCAAAGGAAACACGUAUAGUAUGGCGAUGAGUGUCGGAUGGAAUCCGCAAUAUCACAAUGAGAAGAAGACGGUGGAAGUUCAUUUGAUCGAUUACGCCGGUGGCGAUUUUUAUGGGAAAAGAUUGAGUGCAGUCAUCGUUGGAUACAUUCGAGAUAUGAGAAGUUUCGCGUCGUUGGAAGAACUGAAGACUGCCAUCGCGAAAGACAUUGAAAUCGCACGUCGUGGAACCACCGAACAAGGAAAACUAUAA
Molecule: messenger RNA, 408 nt
Organism: Caenorhabditis remanei
Lineage: Eukaryota; Metazoa; Nematoda; Chromadorea; Rhabditida; Rhabditidae
Exons: 2
Coding region: 1-408 (135 amino acids)
Biological process (GO): FMN biosynthetic process; riboflavin biosynthetic process
Cellular component (GO): mitochondrion
Molecular function (GO): riboflavin kinase activity
Source: RefSeq, a predicted model, not a curated record